CCCAAUUCGUGUGGAAAGAAAAGAGACCGGAAUUUAUAGAGAGAGAGAGAGAGAGAGAGUGGCUGUGGUGUAACGUAACGGUGUUUUAGCGAAGACAGAAACAAAAGAUGAAGCUCAAAGUGUAUGCGGACCGGAUGUCCCAGCCAUCCCGUGCGGUUCUUAUCUUUUGCAAAGUAAAUGGAAUAGAUUUUGAGGAGAUCAAAGUGGAAAUAUCCAAACGACAGCAAUCAUCUCCCGAAUUUCAAGCGAUUAAUCCUUUCAAGAAACUCCCCGCUAUUGUUGAUGGAAGGUUCAAACUAUUUGAGAGCCAUGCAAUUCUUAUCUAUCUUGUUUCUGCCUUUCCUGGAGUUGCAGACCAUUGGUACCCAGCUGAUAUUUCCAGAAGAGCUAAAAUUCACUCUGUCUUAGAUUGGCAUCACAUGAAUUUACGUCGUGGGGCAGCUACAUUUGUUCUAAAUACUGUACUAGCUCCGAUAUUGGGUCUACCACUAAACCAACAAGCAGCUGCUGAAGCUGAAAACAUUUUGAUAUCAUCUCUUUCAAAAAUAGAGAACAUAUGGCUUAAGGGGAAUGGUCGGUACUUGCUUGGUGGCCUGCAACCAUCCAUAGCCGAUCUCAGUCUGGUUUGCGAAAUUAUGCAAUUAGAGCUUUUAGAUGAGAAGGAUCGUGAUCGUAUUCUUGGUCCCCACAAGAAAGUUCAGCAGUGGAUUGAGAGUACAAGAAAUGCUACGAGGCCUCAUUUUGAUGAAGUUCAUAAUGUCCUCUAUAAGUUGAAAAUGAAGCUUAGAGAUGCUGGGAUGGAUUCUAGGAUUAAAACCGGACUAACUUCAAAGAUGUGACCGAACAACCAUGCCAGUAACAUACUUGUGACAACUUUAUAUGAUUAAUUAGUUGUUGUUGGCUGUAAUUUUUAAGCUUGAAACUUCGAAGACGAAGUUUAUGACUGUAUUUAGGCCCCUUAAUAAGACUGCUAAGCUGGGGCAGAUAAUAAUUGUGAUUGCCAUUUGAAGAUUCAAUUGUGUAAUGUGUAGUGCAGAUUUGACACCAUACAUGAUGGUGUGUCUUUCCUUUAAAUUUUCCAUGCAAACUAUUUUCGAGGAGCUGGAUAA
Gastrolobium bilobum is the source of this 1109-nucleotide messenger RNA. RefSeq names its product glutathione S-transferase T1-like. The record is from RefSeq and is a predicted model, not a curated record. NCBI's taxonomy places the organism in Eukaryota, Viridiplantae, Streptophyta, Magnoliopsida, Fabales, Fabaceae. The coding region runs from base 108 to 839 and encodes 243 amino acids. The transcript is spliced from 7 exons.